Messenger RNA from Esox lucius (northern pike), 2595 nucleotides. RefSeq names its product junctophilin 1a (gene jph1a). The transcript has 7 exons. Gene Ontology annotation, cellular component: junctional membrane complex; sarcoplasmic reticulum; plasma membrane. Bases 290 to 2404 code for a protein of 704 amino acids. The record is from RefSeq and is a predicted model, not a curated record. Lineage: Eukaryota; Metazoa; Chordata; Actinopteri; Esociformes; Esocidae.
GGAGGGGGCGUGUGCGGGUGUUCGUGGGAGGUUCUACUGGCAUGCGUGACGUAGCAAUUGGCAGUGUCUUUCUUGUUCAGCGACUCGAUGUUUCUCUCUCCCUCUGUGAUCAGUGGUGAAAGGGGGAGACGAUCUAGCCUACCACACCGCGGCGGAUACAGCGUGCGCCUCCGAGUCAUCUUCUGUCAGUUUCUCCAAAUUGGCGCCUGGAUCCAUUCUGGGGGGAAAAUUACACCACACCAUUGAAUCUGCGGCCGUAGUGUUCUGAUUCAUUUAUCGGCUAUUCUGAAUGACGGGCGGAAGGUUCGACUUCGACGAUGGAGGAACAUACUGCGGAGGAUGGGAAGACGGCAAAGCCCACGGACAUGGCAUCUGCACCGGGCCCAAGGGCCAGGGCGAGUAUGCCGGCUCCUGGUCGCACGGCUUUGAGAUAGUGGGGGUGUAUACCUGGCCCAGUGGGAAUACGUACCACGGAUACUGGUCUCAGGGGAAACGGCACGGUCUGGGGGUUGAAACCAAAGGGAAAUGGACUUACCGCGGGGAGUGGAGCCACGGAUUCAAGGGUCGGUAUGGACUCCGCCAGAACCACAAUACACCUGCCCGGUACGACGGGACGUGGAGUAAUGGCCUACAGGACGGUUAUGGGAUCGAGACCUAUGGAGACGGUGGUACGUACCAGGGCCAGUGGAUGGGAGGAAUGAGGCAUGGCUACGGGGUGCGCCAGAGCGUGCCGUAUGGCAUGGCCACAGUGAUUCGCUCCCCUCUCCGGACCUCCCUGGCCUCGCUGCGAUCUGAGCAGAGCAACGGCGCCGUGCUCCAGGAACUCUCGGGAGACACGCCCACUGGGGGCCGUGGCGGUUUUGUCCUGAACUUCCUCUCGGAUAGCGAGGCCGUCGGAGGAAAGAAGAAGGGCCUGUUUCGGCGCGGCUCGCUGUUCGGAAGCCUCCGCCGGCUCCACAAGUCCGAGUCCAAGUCGUCCAUCUCCAGCAAGAGGAGCUCGGCACGCAGCGACGCCACCAUGAGCCGAAUCAGCUCGUCGGACGCAGACGCCAACUCCACCGUGUCCCUGGGUGACGGCGAGUUGCCGGACGAGGACCUGCUGCUGGAGGACCACGUGGACGCCACGACGACAGAGUCGUACAUGGGGGAGUGGAAGAACGACAAGCGCAACGGGUUCGGCGUCAGCGAGCGCUCCAAUGGAAUGAAGUACGAGGGGGAGUGGCUUAACAACAAGCGCCAUGGUUACGGGUGCACGACCUUCCCUGAGGGCAACAAAGAAGAGGGGAAAUACAAAAAUAAUGUGCUGGUGCGUGGAAUAAAAAAGCAUCUGAUCCCCCUGAAGAACCCUAAAACCAAAGAGAAGGUGGACCGGGCCGUAGAGGGGGCGCAGAGGGCGGCGGCCAUCGCCAGGACCAAAGUGGAAAUAGCAGCUUCCAGGACGGCUCACGCCAGGACGAAGGGAGAGGCAGCAGAACAGGCAGCUCUAGCUGCCAGUCAGGAUGCCGACAUCGCUAGGGCCGUUGCUAUGGAGCUAUCCCCAAGCUUCCACCAACCAGGUCCUGACUAUAUCAAACAGGCAUUCAUGGAGGCAGUUGAGAUCCCCAAUGAACAACCCCCCGCUGAGGAAGAGCUGAACGACAUCAUCCCCGGCCACGCCGAGACGCCCGAGCCAACCCCUCCCCCAUCGCCCCACAGCAAGAAGAGACAGCAAGGUAACAGCGUCUCCGCCUCCGCCUCCCGCAAGACAAGCAAAGAAGAAUCGUCACACAGCCGCAAACUCAGCAAGGAGGAGAAACCGGCCCAUAAGGUCAGCAAGGAGGAGAAACCGGCCCAUAAGGUCAGCAAGGAGGAGCGGGCUAGCAGGAAAGUCAGCAAAGAGGAAAAGGGGUCCGUUCCUGCCGAGCCGCCGAGAGCUGCUCCCCCACCACAGGUCAAACAGGAGGAGGCCCCAGCUAAACCCCACAAGGCCCCGGAGCCUGUCCCCAACAAACCACCCACCCCCCAGUCUGCUCCCCUGACGGCAGCGGCUCCUGGUAAUGGAAUAGGACAGCUACACACUCAGUAUCACAGUUACUACGUCAAAACCCCCGCACGGGUGCCCCUGCCCAGAGACCCCGAGCCGGACGAGGACGAGGAGCCGAGUCAGCUGACCCUCGCCAGGAUGUGCCCCCCGCCCCCCAAGUCGUUCCGGAGCUCCACCCCAAAGCCGACGCCCACCAGUGAGCCGGGCAAACUCAGGAAGCAGGAUUCAUUGAAGCCCAAGAGCCUGGCAGAGACCAAAAGGGCCAGCAGGGAGAUGGCUGAGUCCCGUGGCGAAGAAACGGCUCCUAACUCUAUCUUGGUUGCUAUGGUGAUGCUGUUGAAUAUCGGCCUAGCGAUCAUAUUUGUCCACUUCUUGACAUGAUGAUCCCUAGUGUCAGUGAUGCCAUGGCAACUGGUGUAGUUGCAUUGCCGGCCUUUAGAAAUCAAAAUGGCACCAGCCAGACCUGGAUCAGCGACAGGAGCAUGGGAUUCAGCUGUGUGACAACGGAGAGGAACAGAAGAGGAGCAAGAGAGGAACAGGAGAGAAGGACCCGCAGCUGGUCCUAGGCCGUC